AUGGACGAGCAGGAGGCCAUCGGUUUCCUCUCCUCGCUUCUAAACAAGUACCUUCGGGUCACCACCACUGACACGCGCAUGUUUUACGGCGUGUUCAAGUGCACAGAUCCGGACCGCAACUUGAUCCUCGCUCAUGCUCAUGAGUACCGCCACCCGACACCAGAGCAGGUUGCCGCACACGCCAAGAAGGUCGCGGCGGCAAAGGACGCGGGUGAAGCCGACGCCGACGCCGACAAGAUGACGCUGGGGAUGACCUCGCGAUAUCUCGGUCUCAUCGUCGUGCCGGGGGAGCACAUCGUCAAGAUUGAGGUGGAAGAGUUUGCAAGCCAGCUGAGGGCUGCUGCCAGGAAAGGUCAAUCCCUCUGGUAUGAAGGAGACAUGGCUGGUUUGUUAUAG
Messenger RNA from Pyricularia grisea, 396 nucleotides. RefSeq lists its product as uncharacterized. The record is from RefSeq and is a predicted model, not a curated record. NCBI's taxonomy places the organism in Eukaryota, Fungi, Ascomycota, Sordariomycetes, Magnaporthales, Pyriculariaceae. The transcript has 2 exons. Bases 1 to 396 code for a protein of 131 amino acids. Gene Ontology annotation, cellular component: NatC complex.